GGAGCUGAGCGGCGGCGGGGGCUGGGCGGGGCGGCUCAUGCCGGCUCCCGGGGCGGUAUAAAGCGGCAGCCACGCGGAGGCUCCUCCUCCUGCGAUCGGUGCCGCUGCCGCUUCUCCCCCUCGGGCUCAGGAUAAGGAUUAUGAUUCUCAAGUGUCUUGUUUCUAAACGAGUUUCUAUGGAAAACCAGGGGGAUCAGAUAGUCGUUGCACUAAGCAAAUUUGACGAGCGGGACACCUUUAGAGAAUCCUGAUCGGACAGAAAGUCGUCCUGAAUUACUUGACUAAGACUGGGGCAGAGUCCGUUUGUCUUGCCCUUCACUACAUCGGAACGCAACUUGCCUCCUUUCCACUCCUCGUGCAUCACUUGGCGUCUCCAGAGCCACUCAGAAGCUUGCAGAAUGGUUGGAUUCAAGCCCACCGAUGUCCCCCCAACAGCCACGGUGAAGUUUCUAGGGGCUGGGACAGCCGCGUGCAUCGCAGAUCUGAUCACCUUCCCCCUGGACACUGCCAAAGUCCGACUGCAGAUCCAAGGAGAGACCAAGUCAGCAGCUAACACAAAAGCUGCUCAGUACAAAGGUGUCUUUGGCACCAUUGCCACCAUGGUGAAGACGGAAGGUCCCACGAGCCUGUACAACGGCCUGGUGGCUGGGCUCCAGCGUCAGAUGAGCUUCGCGUCAGUCCGUAUCGGGCUGUAUGACUCGGUGAAGCAGUUCUACACCAGGGGAUCAGAGCGUGCCGGCAUCGGUAGCCGCCUCCUGGCUGGCUGUACCACCGGAGCGAUGGCUGUGGCCGUUGCCCAGCCAACGGACGUGGUGAAAGUGCGGUUCCAGGCCCAGGCCCGAGUGGAGGGUGGCAGGCGAUACCAGGGGACUAUGGAUGCCUAUAAGACCAUUGCCAAGGAGGAGGGACUCAAAGGGCUGUGGAAAGGAACAUCCCCCAACGUGGCCCGUAACGCGAUUGUGAAUUGCACGGAAUUGGUGACCUAUGACCUGAUCAAGGACAUGCUGCUCAAAUACAACCUCAUGACUGAUAACCUCCCGUGUCACUUCACCUCUGCCUUCGGGGCUGGCUUCUGCACCACGCUCAUUGCUUCCCCCGUCGAUGUAGUGAAGACCAGAUACAUGAACUCUGCCCCCGGCCACUAUGGAAGUGCCGUCAGCUGUGCCCUCACCAUGCUGAGGAAGGAGGGGCCCAUGGCUUUCUACAAGGGGUUCAUGCCCUCGUUCCUGCGGCUGGGAUCCUGGAACGUGGUGAUGUUUGUGACCUACGAGCAGCUGAAACGCGCUAUGAUGGCUGCCCGUGGCUCCUGGGAGGCCCCUUUCUGAGCCUGCCACGUCUGCAAACUGCACCCACGGCAGGAGCCCUCGCUAGCACGGACUGUCCUGUCUGCGCUCAGAGAGUCUGGCCUCUUCCACGCUGCCUCCAGCCACAAACAUGUCGGCCUCUAGGCUCUGAGCUCUUUAUUUCUGCUCAUCUUCUGGAACAAAGCUGGGCCUGUAGCUGUAAUCCCCUGGGAGUGUUGACCCUUUAAAUUGGGGUUUUGUUUUUAAUGGCAAGUUUGCUUCUUCCAAGUGUACCAUUUCUCUUUCCCCCUCCCCCGCCCCCAUGCCAAGAUCUGAUGGACCUAGGCUGAUGAGACCCUCUGAGCUGUAGUGCAAGAGACAGGAAUUGGAGUUAGCACCUGGGACGUGGCAGUAAAAUCCCUCAAUCAGGGAGUGAGAUCCUUCCCUGAUGGCAACCUUCAGUUGGAUCAUUCCAAGGGCUAAUCACUAGAGCCAACGUGUUCAGCCUUGUGGGCUUGGCCUGGACAUUAUGCUGCCUUACUCUGUAUUUCGGUGACUAACUAAGUGCUUGACUUUCCCAGCUGCAGAGCUCUCGACUCCCAUCAGCUCAGCAGAAGGGGCAGAUUCUUGGUGCCUUUGGAAGGCCAAGCCACUUAUUUGCAUGCCUGAAUACGGAUUAGGGGACCUGACUUCUAGGCACCAACACUUUAAAUGCUGCCUAGAGCUUUAUGGAGCAGCUGUUCCCAGGUCUAGACAAGGAGUAAGAAUUCUAGUGCAGUGAUGCUGGGAAAUUGGGGAGGGUGGUGUAGUAAGUGAAGACCCUGAUAAAGGUCCAGUAUGAGGCCUGAACUAGAGUAAUGGUCAAGACUUUGCUAACAUAAAGCAAAGUUAAGCUGUGAGCCAGAGGCAGGCCCUGCUCACAGAAGCUGGCAAGGAAAGGGCUGAUGUUGCAUAAAUAUA
Messenger RNA from Chrysemys picta bellii (western painted turtle), 2243 nucleotides. It is a transcript of the gene UCP2, whose product is annotated as uncoupling protein 2. The record is from RefSeq and is a predicted model, not a curated record. Gene Ontology annotation, biological process: adaptive thermogenesis; mitochondrial transmembrane transport; response to cold. NCBI's taxonomy places the organism in Eukaryota, Metazoa, Chordata, Testudines, Emydidae. Gene Ontology annotation, molecular function: oxidative phosphorylation uncoupler activity.